Messenger RNA from Corticium candelabrum, 1239 nucleotides. RefSeq names its product zinc finger protein 224-like. The record is from RefSeq and is a predicted model, not a curated record. Gene Ontology annotation, biological process: regulation of transcription by RNA polymerase II. The transcript has 5 exons. Gene Ontology annotation, cellular component: nucleus. The coding region runs from base 84 to 1058 and encodes 324 amino acids. Lineage: Eukaryota; Metazoa; Porifera; Homoscleromorpha; Homosclerophorida; Plakinidae.
UAGAGGGAAAUCUGCGUCUGGCUAGGUGGUGACAGGUCUCCGAGGAAAGAGCGGUGACCAGGUCUACAGCUCUGGCGGUGACAAUGACCGGUUGCGACCUAUCAGAAUUCGACUGGAGGGCCUCUUUGUCGGAUAUUCUGUCAGAAUCAAGCCGCGUCAUUAUUGACGUUGCUGGAGUGUCAUCCGCAGAGACAGCAGAAAGCGUCAGUGCCAGCUCUUCUGAUAACCUAGAUGCGCAUGUAGUCGACACUCUAACUAGUACUUUGAACGGAGAAGAUUCUCAAUACGGGAUAGAAACAUUUACUUAUGAGAUGAACGACAAUGAAGGCGCAGAAUUAGCGUUACCACUUCCUUGCCUGUCUCAGACUUCUGGUUGUGAUGACGACUUGGAUUUAACGUCACUAGACGUCCUACUUCCUUCGGUACAGGAACUAGCGGAUGCAGAAGAAUGCUCUGACAAAUUACUGAUAAGGAACACUGAAAUACUCUAUAGUCAGACUGAUUCCGGAGACGCUACAAAACGUUUUAAGGAAGCCAGAGUCAAACAUCUGCAGUCUAUAACACCUGGGUUACCUGCUAAGAAGUGCAACUAUGAUGGAUGUUCAUCAUCUUUCUCAACAUCAUAUAAGCUGAAACGACACAGUCAGUCUCACACACGCCUCCAAUCAUAUCAUUGCGUGCAUGAUGGUUGCUCAAAGACAUUUGCAAUGCCCUAUAACCUAACUGCUCAUAUAAAAGAGAAACACGAAGGUGUAGAAAGAACAAGGAAACACAUCACAAGACCAGCAUCACUUCAUUGCCAGCUUCCUGGAUGUAACAAGAGUUUUGAUCGAGUGUCAAAACUAAUUGAGCAUAGUAGGACACACAGUAGAGAGAAACCAUUUCACUGUGAUGUUGAGGGUUGUGGCAAAUCAUUCUGUAGUGCCAGCAAGCUGCGACGCCACAGUCAUGUCCACAGUAAUGAAAGACCAUUUCUAUGUUCAUAUUCUGGCUGUGGGAAGUCUUUUCGCCGCCUUGACCAUUUACGAAAUCACAAUCAUAGUCAUACAGGACAAUAGCCACACAACUGCUCACUAUGGUUAGCUAUUUAUAUUUAUUAUCCUCAAUUAACAAUAUGGUAGUAGUAUAUCACCCCAAAACUAUGACAGGGCAUUCCUACAAAAGCUUGCAUCCUCUGUUGGUCAAAUCUCUAAUCAAAUUCACAGAUCUAGAGGAGCAAGCCAAUGCCUGCAACUGGCU